Phyllotreta striolata is the source of this 1677-nucleotide messenger RNA. NCBI's taxonomy places the organism in Eukaryota, Metazoa, Arthropoda, Insecta, Coleoptera, Chrysomelidae. The record is from the annotation of a GenBank genome assembly.
CACUAGUACAGGUCAUGUGUUAAGCAGCAUUGACGGUUUCUCUGGUGAUACUGGUGAUUUGUGACUGUGUUUUUGUGAUGUUGCUCGGUGUAAUGCCCGAAGACAGCGUCCCCGGGGGGCUCCUCGCGCCCACGGCGAAGAGCCAAAGGGCCACCGAUUUUUCUAUCGCUGCCAUUAUGGCGCGCGGCGCGUCGCCGCCGGAUGGCGAAAGUCUUAUCGCUAGAGAACCGCACGCCGACGGCAGUCUAUCGCGUUUAAGUUCCCCCGACCUGGACGAUCCUCUCGACGACGACGACGUCGAGGUGGACGUCGAAGAGUGCUCGGACAGCGAAUCGUCUCGAGCGACGAAAUCGAAAGCGCCGCGACACAGUCCCGCGAUAUCGGAUUGCGGAUCCGAAACGGCCGAUUUGGACAGGGAAUCGCCGGACAUCGUGCCCGACAAGAAGCCGGCCAAGCCGCCGGCGAUACUCUGCAAUUGCGACGAAUUGCUGAGCGUCGAAUGCCACCUGGAGACGAAGGAUCUGUGGGACAAGUUCCACGAACUGGGAACGGAGAUGAUCAUCACCAAAACUGGCAGGAGAAUGUUCCCCACGCUGCGAGUCUCCUUCACGGGCAUCCGCUCGGACCAGAGGUACGCCGUGCUACUGGACGUGGUGCCCGUCGAUAACAAACGGUACCGGUACGCGUACCACCGGUCCUCGUGGUUGGUCGCCGGAAAAGCGGAUCCACCCGCGCCCAACAGGCUGUACGCGCAUCCGGAUUCGCCGUAUUCCGGCGAGCAGCUCAGGAAGCAGGUCGUGUCGUUCGAAAAAGUCAAGCUCACCAAUAACGAAAUGGACAAAAACGGACAGAUCGUGUUGAAUUCGAUGCACAGGUAUCAGCCGAGGAUUCACUUGGUUAAAUGGCGCGAGCAUUCGGGCCCCAUCAGCGAUCUGGAGUCGGAGCAGUAUAGGACGUUCAUAUUUCCCGAGUCCGUUUUCACGGCGGUAACGGCCUAUCAAAACCAGCUCAUCACCAAAUUGAAAAUCGAUUCCAACCCAUUCGCCAAGGGUUUCAGGGAUUCUUCACGACUCACCGACUUUGACAGAGAACCCAUGGACAGCCUCUUCAUGGACCAGCACUUCCUGCGCUCGUCGUUGCGCCUCUACUCGGGCGACUCCCUCGACUCGGAGAACAACAACGCCUCGUCGUUCUUCUCGGCGGCGAUGGUGGAGAAGGCGAGGGCCCAGCUGCAGAUGUGGGGCCGGGCGGGCGGCGCCUACAACCCCAGCGAGUUGCACGCGUUCCUCCUCAACAGCUCCAACCAGCAAGUGUUCCUCGGCCAAAGGCAAUCCGUGCCGCUCGGCCUGCCGAGCCAUCUGUGGAACCAAGGCGGCGGCGGCGCCUCCUGGCAGAGCCCCAUGCACGGCGGGCUGCCGCCCGGGUUGCUGGGGCCGCCCGGGUCGCACCGGCCGCAGAUCACGCCUCCGCCCGCCUCCACGCCGAGCUCGUCGGGUUCCCCUUCGCCCACGUCGGUGAGCGCCUCCAGCGAGCUGCGGCUGCCCAAGGCCGUGUUUCCUUCGGCCAUGCACCACAGGUUUAGCCCGUACGCGUCGAUUUCCAGGCCGCUCGGCCCGUCGCUGAGCCCGUCGUCCCGGUCUAGUAAUUGAUGUUAGGCUGUGUAGAUUGUUUCAGGUA